UCCAUCGAAACUAUGAGAGAUCGAAUUUUCUCCACUCAAUCGGACAUUUGGUCGUUCGGCAUAGUGCUAUGGGAGUUCUUCACAUUGGCAGAGACUCCGUAUCCUGGAAUGGAAACGGAGAUAGUGUACCAAAAGCUGAUCGAGGGUUACAGAAUGGAGCAGCCAGAAUAUGCCACGCCCGAAGUGUACGACAUAAUGUGUCAGUGUUGGAAGGCCGAGCCUUCUCUACGGCCGAGUUUCACGGAUCUAGUCAACAGUGUAGGAAAAUUGUUGGAGGACAAUGUAAGAACGCACUACAUCGAAUUAAACGCCCCAUACCUCGACGUGAACAGGGCUCUGCUAGUGGGCGGGAAGCAAGAUUACCUGGCGAUGUUCUCUGCUCCGGAUCACGCUGUUCUUUCAACAUCGACUCACGAUUGCACGAAUUCCACCGCAUCUAGAACCGCUGCGGACUCUGGCUACGUGAGCAUGAGUCUCAAGGAUGCUGUGGACACAUCGCCUAUGCUGAAGAAGGAGGAGGAAGAACCCUAUUUGGAACCUAUUAAUGUCCACAAGAGGAGGGCAGAGCUUGCCAGAAACAGAGGAGUGGUGAAGUAUCAGUUGGUGCAUUGAGAUCGGGGUUAUGCUAACUGCAACCCGCUGGACAAGUUGGACCUAACAGAUCUGAAUAAAAAGAGCGAUGAGAUCGCGGAGAA
Messenger RNA from Megalopta genalis, 695 nucleotides. Lineage: Eukaryota; Metazoa; Arthropoda; Insecta; Hymenoptera; Halictidae. The record is from RefSeq and is a predicted model, not a curated record.